UCGUGUUAGAAAUUGGUACAGUGCAUUGAGAAAAGUGUGGAAAUCCAUCCAUAACAAGAAAAACAAAUCACUAAAUUGCGACUUAAAUCAUGGCUUCAUUUAUUCCUGGUCAGGAAGAGCAGGAAGAAGAUGCAUCGGAACUUAAAUUUCCAAAAGUGUUUGAGCAAGCAGAGACUCUCCUGAUCUCUGAAGUACAGAUGUUAUUGCAGCAUAGAAAGCAACAGAAUGAAAGUCAGGAAGAAGAACAGGAGCUCAGUGAAGUUUUCAUGAAGACACUCAACUACACAGGGAGAUUCUCACGGUUUAAAAACAGAGAAACCAUUGGUGAUGUCAGAGGAUUAUUACAACAGCAGCAACCUAAGCUUCACAAGUUUGAGCUGGCCCUUCUUGCCAACCUGUGUCCAGAAACAGCAGAAGAGGCCAAAGCAUUGAUUCCAAGUCUUGAAGGAAGGUUCGAGGACGAUGAACUUACAGAAGUCUUGGAAAACAUGCAAACAAAGAGGAGUUUCCAGUACUGAUGCAGAUUAUGAUGUCGUUUCUAGGUUCAUACUUGAAGGGAGCUCUCUGGAAAGUUAAAAUGAAAGCGCUCAUCCUGUUUAAGAAAGUCUUGAGUUUCUAAAAAGAUGUUUUUAGAAGGAGAAUUACCCCCAGGACAAUUAUCAUCUGGACAAUUACAUCCUGGGCAAUAAAAUUGGCAAUUACCUCCAGUAAAAUUAGACCCUGGAAGAAAGAAAAAAAAUUGCCCAAUUAUUAAUACCAGGACAACCCCCCCCCCCCCCUCCCUCCCCCAGGUGUGUCAUGAUUUACUAACUUGAACUCAACAGAGUCCGCAGCUUAAAGGGAAGUGUAAGUCCACCCUAUUUUCAAUAAAACUGUGAUACAGUCUAAAAGGAUGAAUAUGAAUUUUUGAGCGGUUGCAAGUAGCAAUUUUCUAGUAUUGGAAUGUGUCUCUUCAUCUAAUGUAAUCAGAGCAGGGUUGGGGUGGGAAAGGAAAGGGAUAAUUUGAGUUGCCCUGUCCAUUUUAUUUCUAUGUGCUGUUUAAUACACUUGGUACACCCAGAGUGUAUGAAGAUACUGUGUUCUGUUAUGAUUAAUGUUCCAUGUACAUAACAAUUUGUUGAUAUUUAUAUGUUGUGCAGAUUUCGGGCUAAGGCAUGGGGGGGGGGGGGGGGAAGUCUGUAACCGUCUUAGUAUCUGAAACACUCUUUUAAAUGAAUUGUGAAUUUAAAAUAAAAAGGAGACGUGAUGGCUCAGUGGUAGAGCAGUGGUCUUGUAACCAGGUUCGAAACCAUGUCAAUGCGCUAGUGCCCUUUGGUAAGACAUUAAUCCUCAUUUCCAAGUCUAUGGUAGAGGACUUAGAGCCAUCAUUCCCCUGGUUGCUUAUUUACAAGCAUACACAUGCUUUCUAAUAGCAGUCAGGUAAAACAAACCAUCAAACCAAUAAUAAGUUAGAGUAAAUGAUGAUAAAUCAUAUUACAAAAACUACUGAUUUCAAUCCCCAUUAAAACACCCCCUUCCCCUCUGUGAACUAAAUAUACGUUGUUAUUGUUUGUUUGUGCUCUGUAUUAAAUUUCCCAUUUUUUUUUAGGUGUAAUUAUUAAUGUUAAAUGACUCUCAAACAUAAGUGCUGAUAAAAUCUGAGCAUGCAAUGUACAUUAUUGUAGUUAUCUAAACUUGUUGCUUUGUACAUGUACUUUGUAAUUCCUAUCCCAUGUCAAGUUCUUUAUGGAGCGAUUACUAGUCAUAUAGCUGUCUAAAUCUUCAAUAUGACAUGAUCAUACAAUGUCACAUGCACUCACCAAAUGUUACUUGUUUUUAUGAUCAUGAAUGAUAAAAAGGCGAGCUUUGUUCAAUGUUUCUCUCUGAAUAUCCAUUUGGAAGACAUGAAAAUAAAGUUAUUUGUAUAUAGUCUUGUACAUACUACAUUCAUUG
This is a messenger RNA of Strongylocentrotus purpuratus (purple sea urchin), 1932 nucleotides long. RefSeq names its product DNA-directed RNA polymerase II subunit RPB4 (gene polr2d). The transcript has 4 exons. The record is from RefSeq and is a predicted model, not a curated record. Gene Ontology annotation, molecular function: nucleotide binding; translation initiation factor binding. Gene Ontology annotation, cellular component: RNA polymerase II, core complex; P-body. Gene Ontology annotation, biological process: positive regulation of translational initiation; mRNA export from nucleus in response to heat stress; transcription initiation at RNA polymerase II promoter. The coding region runs from base 90 to 518 and encodes 142 amino acids. NCBI's taxonomy places the organism in Eukaryota, Metazoa, Echinodermata, Echinoidea, Camarodonta, Strongylocentrotidae.